Molecule: messenger RNA, 2275 nt
Organism: Benincasa hispida (wax gourd)
Lineage: Eukaryota; Viridiplantae; Streptophyta; Magnoliopsida; Cucurbitales; Cucurbitaceae
Gene: LOH1
Product: RNA-binding CRS1 / YhbY (CRM) domain protein
Molecular function (GO): RNA binding
Source: RefSeq, a predicted model, not a curated record
UGCCAAUCACGAACCGACCUUUUAAGGGGUUUUGAAUAUUUUUACAAGGCUCUCAGAAUGUUAAAUUUGCAGAGGGCAGUUUCUUAUUCAGCAAUGGCCGUCGAGUUAGCUCCGCGGUAUCGAAAUUUCUCCAAUAGAGUUUUCCCUUUCUGAUUCUAAUUCUCUUCCUCGAUUCCGUAGCAUGAUUGUGCCUUUAGGGUUUAAUAACAUUUUCAAAUAUCGAACAUCAAUCGCUCCUCUUUCCCAUCGUCCCAACAAAAUCUUUGAGUUUUUGUUGUGUAGUUCAGAAAAUUGCUGCAUUCUGAAGAACACAAGAGCUUUCAACCAUGGAUCACAGAAGUCACCAUUUAGAAACCGUGGUUUCGAUCCCAAAGCUCCUCUUUCAUUCUUCCGAAAUAUGGGUUCUGUGCGAAAGAAUGUCAUGUUCCUCGAGAAAUGGAAUCCAUCCUGUAAUGGCAUCAAUGGGUUUACUUCUGUUGUGGAGUAUCGUUGGAUUCAUACGGAUAAAUCGUCCGAGCCUUUAGAGAAAAGUGAGAGGAAAUCUGCUAUUGCUUCUACAGAUGGAAGUAGAAAUGAGGAGGAGAAGAAGAAGACGAGGAAAAAGCUGAAGGGUAAAAGAGCUGUCGUAAGGUGGCUUAAGUUUUUCAGGUGGAAGAAGAAGAAAGAGUAUGAGAGAAUGACGUCGGAAGAGAAAAUUCUCUUCAAAAUGAAUAAGGCACGUAGAAAAGAGAAAAGGCUUGUUGAAGCUCUGGAAAAAAUUGAGCCUGCCGAUUCAUCAGAUACAACCCAUGAUCCAGAGAUAUUGACACCAGAGGAACACUUCUACUUUCUGAAGAUGGGUAUCAAGGGAAAGAAUUACGUGCCGGUUGGAAGACGUGGUAUAUAUCAAGGUGUAAUUCUGAAUAUGCAUCUUCACUGGAAGAAGCAUCAAACUGUGAAGGUGGUGGUAAAGACGUUUUCACCGGAAGAGGUCAAAGAGAUUGCUGCCGAGCUAGCAAGAUUGACCGGAGGGAUGGUGCUGGACAUUCACGAAGAGAAUACCAUAAUUAUGUAUAGGGGGAAGAACUACUCACAGCCACCCACAGAGAUAAUGUCGCCGAGGGUGUCUCUCUCUCGGAAGAAGGCUUUGGAUAAAUCUAAAUAUAGGGACGGCCUUCGAGCAGUGAGAAAGUACAUUCCCAAACUUGAACAAGAGCUUAGGUUGUUACAAUCUCAGGCUAAACUGAACUCCAAGAGCAAUGGUGAUUCUAUUGAACAUGUGCAAGAAACCGUCAAUGACACAGAUAAAUCCAAUGCCAUUUCAAGCCUCAACUUGGAGAAUUUGGACAAGUCGAAGGAAGCCGUAAGAGUUAGCAAACACUGGUCUGAUGAUUCUUCUCCUCUGGAUACAGGAAUGAGUUCAGACUCAGAGGAUUUGUCGGAUAUGUUUGAGACAGAUUCCGAUUCAGAAGCUGAUGAGAAGAUGGAACAGCCUCUAUAUUUGAAAGAGUUUGAAAAGUUUGCAGCAGAAACUGAAGGCGAAACUGAAGACCUUCAUGAUCAACUUAGACAGAUAUCCAUGGACUCUAAGCAAGCGAAAAUAUUGGAGAAAGAUGUAAAUUCAGCCGAAUUUGACGAGGUCGAUCGAUUGUUCUUGCGUUCAGCAUCACUGCUAAAGAAAAGAAGAAGAUAGACAAUGGCUUGCCAAAUCUAGCAAGUCUUCUUCUUUUGUUACGAUGAGGAGCAAGAGUGCGAAUCGGGGAGCACGAUAGAGAGCGAGAGCGAGAAUCAACGAGUGAGAUCGAGGAUUGGGGAGCAAGAGUGAGAAUCAACAAGCGAGAGCGAGAAUCAAGGAGCACGAUGGGGAGCAAAAGUGAGAAUCAAUGAGCAAGAGUGCGAUGGAGAGUGAGAGUGAGCAUAGGGGUGUGCGAUAGGGAGCGAGAGCGAGAAUCGAAAGAGAUAAUGACUUCGAGUGACAGGCCCUUGCGCGCAUCUAGCGUCAGGUUAGUAAUUUCACGUAGCGAUGACGUAAGUAGAAGGCCCUUUCUCCUUUCUUUUUUAAUCUUGGAUCAUUUUUCAUUUAGGCCCCUCAAAUAAGACCAUCUAUCCAUCGGAUCCAUAAUAAAUAAGCAUGAAAAGGAGGAGAAAGAAUAUAAUUACAUGUAUAAGAAACAGGAAACGAGAGCAAUAUCAAAGGACAUGUAAUUUGCAUGCCUUACUCUUGGGAAUAAUCAUUUUUUUUUUUUUUUUUAAGUUUCACUAAUUCAUUUUAUAUUCAUUCAAUAUGUACGACUAU